UACACAGUAAGAAAGAAAGAAAAUAAAGAUGUCUUCCUGAGUCAGUAGCCAAUGUCAUCUGGUUAACGAGAGACAAGCCUAUAGAAGUUUAUUAUUGGUAGUCGUAGUAGACCUAUUUAGUGCCCAAUGGGGAAGGGGAAGGGCGCGGUCGGUUGGCAGCUGAUGCACCAGCAGCCUGUGAAAAAAAAUUAGCUCUAAAUUUACACCGGAUGAGAAGUCAGUAUUUUGCUGCCGCUGUUGCUCACACGUUAUUUGCUAACAUAUUGGAAUUACAGAUCAUAACAAAUGAAGCUGCUCCGCUGAUAUUGCGGACUGUGGUGAUUUUGUGUAAGAAUUGUGCCUCGCAAGGUCGGACACGGAGUAGAAGCGUUUCCUAGGGAAUACGAGUCAUAACUAGAGUAAGGACACUGACUCGAGAUUCUUAAAGGAUACAAUGAGCAUUUGAAAGCGAAGAAGUUUUAUUGUUAUGCAUUGAGAAAAGUGGCUACCCUUUUAAAAUAGAAACAGCUUUUAUUUGCAACAAAAACAUGGCCACUUCCGAGGACAACGAAAUGUACUCAAAGCAGUGGGAAGGAUGUAUGCGGAUUGCAGUUCAAACAGCACAGAAGGCGGGGGAGGUAAUCAGAGACGCUUUUAAACAUGAGAAAGAAGUCUCUACAAAAAGCUCCCCAGUGGACCUGGUCACUGAAACAGACAGACUGGUUGAGGAUCUGAUUAUCUCAUCCCUAAGGGAGAAAUAUCCAUCACACAGGUUUAUUGGUGAGGAAUCAUCUGCUGCUGGUGAAAAAUGUCUUCUAACAGAUAGCCCGACCUGGAUUAUUGAUCCAAUAGAUGGCACGUGUAAUUUUGUACACAGUUUCCCUAUGGUGGCAGUCAGCAUUGGAUUUGCUGUGAACAAAGAGCUUGAAUUUGGUGUCAUUUACCAUUGCCUCGAAGAGAAUUUAUACACUGCUAGAAAGGGCCAUGGGGCAUUUUGCAAUGGCACACAGCUUCAAGUAUCAAAGGAAACAGAUAUGUCCAAGGCCUUGAUUUUAACUGAAAUUGGGGCAAAACGAGACCCCAAUACUCUGAAGAUAUUUGCCGGGAAUAUGGAGAGGCUGCUUAAGGCACAAGUCCAUGGCAUCCGUGUGAUCGGUAGUGCCACCCUGGCUCUGUGCCAGGUGGCGUCAGGAGCAGCGGAUGCUUAUUACCAGUUUGGGCUUCACUGUUGGGACAUCGCAGCAGCAGCGGUCAUAAUCAGAGAAGCUGGUGGCAAUGUGAUCGAUACCUCAGGAGGACCUCUGGACCUUAUGUCUCGCAGGAUUGUUGCAGCAGGCACAGUGGAGAUGGCCCAUUACAUCGCUCAGGAGAUUCAGACCAUAACCUACGAACGAGACGAUCAGAAUGCAAAUUGAAUUUUGUUUCGUAAAAGCAUAAAUACAAAAAGGUCAGGUCCCCACCACCACUAAAAUAUUCCCUCAGAUAUAAAACAAAUAAAGCAAAAUGAGAUGCUAUGAUAGUGCUGUUUUAAAAAUGUAGAAAAUAUGCAACAGUUGCAUUACUGUGAAUUUUUAUAAUCAUUGCAGACAGGUCCACUGCCUGCUGCUGGUGAAGUUUCAAGCAGCGCAAGAAACUUUUUGUGGUUUUAAAAACAAAAACAAAAAAAAACACUAACGAUUGACUGGUUACUAAUGCUCCUCCUACAAUCACAGACUUUAUAUUUUAGACUUGCACAGAAUUCAGACUAUGCAGGACUUCUGUUUCUGGUCAGUAUGAAUCUGGCAAAGUGGUGUUUUAAUAACUUAAUAGUAAUAUUUAGAGGAAUUUAUCAUUUCAUUGGUUAAAUUAUCAAAAUUUCACCAAAUUGCUGUACAUUUAACAAUACCCACUUAAGGUGCCUCUGAUGUGCUUUUUGUGUUGUAUAGUGUACAGGGGGUUUCGAAUGGAUAACAAACACCGUACACUUUAGUGAAAACAUACUAUAAAACACGCCAAGGUUGUACAUUAAUAAAUACAGGAUAACAAUGAUCCAUCAUUUGCUUUUUAUAGUUUUAUUUCUUUGUGUUUUUAUGAAAUUAUUUUUUGUAUAAAUGUAGGUGCAAAUUGAAUGUGAUAAAAAUGAGUAUACCUUAACAGUUAUCAAUCAAGAAACAUAAGGAGUAACCAAACGGUGUUCACAUAUACAUGUUAAUCCAUACCCAAUGUAUGUAUGGUCUAGCUGCAUUGGAAUUGAAUUGUUAAGGUUAGGGCUAUGAAUCCCUUCCUAUUUUUACUGUCCAAGUUAAAUAUUGUUGGUAACCUUGGAAGCUGCAAAGUAACGCAAGGAAGGAUGCGAAUAAAUAAAAUGAUCAAUUGUUAAUUUCACAAGGACGUUUUUUGUUUUCACCAAUAUUUAGGACACAUCAAGCAACAAUAUUGUACUGUAGAAGUCACAUUGUGUUCUCUAUCGCAUGAAGUCAAUUGAAAUUGUUUGUACUGGAACCUCGCUGUCCUGCCAUAUCACGACGCAUGCCCAUUAGUGUUCACAAAGAAAGUGUGCCUUAAUAAAAAGUUGGAUUAAAAUGUACUGUUGUAUAACGAAGACCAUUUAUAUGUAUUCUAUAACCCUGCUUAUUGAGUACCAGGAACAGGAAACUUUGCAGUAUUAGUGGGUGUAGUUUUCAUCAAUAAAAAGCACAUCAGCCUAAAAA
This is a messenger RNA of Polyodon spathula (Mississippi paddlefish), 2669 nucleotides long. RefSeq names its product inositol monophosphatase 2 (gene impa2). The record is from RefSeq and is a predicted model, not a curated record. NCBI's taxonomy places the organism in Eukaryota, Metazoa, Chordata, Actinopteri, Acipenseriformes, Polyodontidae. Gene Ontology annotation, molecular function: inositol monophosphate 1-phosphatase activity. The transcript has 9 exons. Gene Ontology annotation, biological process: inositol metabolic process; signal transduction; phosphatidylinositol phosphate biosynthetic process. The coding region runs from base 528 to 1394 and encodes 288 amino acids.